Clunio marinus is the source of this 804-nucleotide messenger RNA. Lineage: Eukaryota; Metazoa; Arthropoda; Insecta; Diptera; Chironomidae. The record is from the annotation of a GenBank genome assembly.
AUGAAAAGAUAUUUUUGGAGGAAAUGUCUGGUCGUUCAAGCUUUUUUCUUGGCAAUUUUCUUUUUGAAAUAUUUCUUUGCUGUUAGCAAUGAUGGUGAACUUGAUGGUAAGCAGGAAAGUGAUCAUUAUACAAUACUAAACCAAGAAAUAUUCGAACCUCUUAUGAAUGAUUCCACGAUCAUUGUAAUUCAAGUCCACACACGAAUUACAUAUUUACGUCAUUUGAUCGUGAGCUUAGCUCAAGCCAGAGACAUUUCCAAAGCGCUUUUGAUUUUCUCACAUGAUUUUUACGACGAAGAAAUCAACGAGUUGGUGCAAAGCAUCGAUUUCUGUAAAGUGAUGCAAAUAUUUUACCCAUUCUCAAUUCAAAUGCAUCCAAAUGAAUUUCCUGGAACUGAUCCAAGAGAUUGCAAACGUGACAUGAAGAAGGAACAAGCGUUGAUCACCAAAUGUCAAAACGCUCAAUAUCCUGACAUUCACGGACAUUAUCGCGAAGCUUCAUUCACUCAGACCAAACACCACUGGUGGUGGAAGGCAAAUCGAGUCUUCGAUCAGCUCGAAGUCACCAGACAUCACACAGGUCUCGUGUUAUUCCUGGAAGAAGAUCAUUACGUCGCUGAAGAUUUUCUUUAUCUUCUUUCAAUGAUGCAGCAAAAAGCAUUUGAGCUCUGUUCAAAGUGCAACAUCAUGUCGUUGGGAACAUAUUUGAAGACUUUCAAUUAUUACACAUACGGCAACAACCAUAAAAAGAAAUUCGUUUUAAAUGCCAACAAAGUUGCGAGUUCAAAAACUCACUUAAAUUAA